Molecule: messenger RNA, 5052 nt
Organism: Porites lobata
Lineage: Eukaryota; Metazoa; Cnidaria; Anthozoa; Scleractinia; Poritidae
Source: the annotation of a GenBank genome assembly
AUGAACAUAUGGAUAGAAGAGUUACAGGAAGACCACUUUAGAAUCUGCCUCCGAGAAGUAAAAACAUUUGACGGAAUGCACCAAAAUAUUAAAGUGGUAAGUUGGUCUGUUACGUGAGUUUUAAUUGUUUGUGAGUAAUAAUUUGCACACGAGCUCUGUUGUUGGAUACAGUUUUUUCAUUUAUUCAUUUAAAAACAAGGAUUAUCAAAACACGGUCUGAAUUUUCUGUCAUUUUCGGUUGCGUCUUAUGAAGUAAUAAGGGUCUACUAAAUUAAAAGUAAAAUGAAAUACCGGACUGGUCCGUUAAGGUUAUCAAAUCGCCGAAAAAGCGUCAAUGACCUUCUGAUUCCUUUUGUUGGCAGAGUUAUUAGCUUCGUCAGUUUUACAAUUACAGCAUCCUCUCUAUGCAGCAAAUACUAAAUUAGCAACUGAUUACAACAAGUUGUUUUGUUUUCUAGGACUGGUUGGCCUUUACCAAAGGAACUGGUGAGAUGACAUUUCAAGGAAAACUUCAGUUUGAGAAUGGUGGGGCCCCACUGGAACGAGAUAACUUCGCUUUCUGCAAAGGUAAUAGAGAAAUUUGGUAGUGGAACGUUGAAAAGGCAGAUAUGUGGAAUUUUACUCGAACUUACUUGUCUUGCAGUUGGUAGAGCUAAGCCAUGAUGAACUUUGCGACAAAUCAAAGAAUUCAAUCCGCUUUGGAUUUUCGGAAGUAAUACAAAUAUCAUGUCCAGUGUUGCCUUAAACAUGUCAACUAGCAAAUGUAAAACGUGAUGAGAAUAAGGGAGAAUGGUACUUUUGCCUUUCCUUUUUCGUCGCUCUUCCCCUUUCCCUGUCCUUUUUAUCAAUAAUUGCAGGCUAACUUUGCUUCUUGUCCUUUCUUUACCGGUUCUUAACUAUACCGAGACGUUUUAUGCACCUCCCGUUGUUAUGGUUACAGUCAGUCAUCUUUAUGACAGCAAUAACGUUUAUUCUGUUAAGCCGGAGAACAAUGUUCUGAACGCCUGGAUAGAGGUAAAAUAACGAUUUUUUACUGUCAUCCGUAAGCUUAAUUGCAACUUGAAAAUUAAUUUAUUUUUACGUUGGCUGCUAACUGAUAGAUCCCCAACAGGUUUAUGUGUUAUCUAAUGCGGUGAGUGUUUACGAUUUGUGACCACAGGAAAUAACGACGAGAGCCAACAUGAUCCAGUUACCGUUCAUUACACAGUUAUUGGAGGUAAAUAUUCUAGAACUAAAAUGCAGUGUUACUGUCGCUUUUGCGCUGCGCAUUUCUUUAGUUUAGUUUCGAUCUCAUAGGUCCCUUGAAACCGUACUGCAACGGAUGGUCGAAAGAAGGCUCAAAGAACACUUUCAUUCAGUGCUCCCCUUACGUUUCUCGUACUCGAUUCGAAGAUCCUAAUAAGUAACGAUGAGUUAGGACUUAUAGAUCUACAGAAAUUACAGAAACAGUUAGCUAAUUAAGUGACAAAUAAAAUAAUAAAUUAAGUGGAUAAAUAAAUAAUCUUACAUUUGAUUUAGCCAAGAUUUGACAUUUUGAAUUGUUGUGUGUAUCAUUUGUUAACAGAUCUUGACCCGUGCAUCAAUGUUUCCUGCAAGUACUUUGCAGUCUGCAAGGCGUUUGGUCCCAGGGACGCGCGGUGCAUUUGCGUGGAUAAUUGUCCAUCAUUCGAGGAGCCUGUGUGUUCCUCCAAUGGAACUACAUACGAUAACGUGUGUGCGUUCCAGCGAGAAAUGUGCCAUCUCCGGGCAAACUUCACUGCCUAUCAUCCAGGAGAUUGUACAGGUAAUUUUGCUUGUGAGUCAUUAUAUUUUGUUGCAUUCUUUAGAUAAGUAAGUUCUUCAAUGUUUACUGGCUUGCUGCCGUGUGAAUAAUCUCAUAGUUGAAUAAACCUCCUCAUGAUUUUCACUCGUAAGUAACGUUUGAUGUUACCAACAAGGCAGUGUUUAAAUUCCGCUGACGUAACUUCUGAAAAAUUUGGUUCCCAUUUUUUUUUAAAUUCAAUCUUGAUGAAAGCUUGGUUAAUAGAGGCUUUAUAGUUUCUAGUUGCCAAGCUCUGCUGUCUUCUUUGUGGCUUAAAUUCAAUUCAGUCUUGGCUGGACAUUUUUUAACCAAACAGUCUUACAAGUUUUGGUUGUUGUUGUUGUUGUUGUUGUUAUUGUCUGUUUUCAGGAUUCCCCUCCCAAAAAGGCCGUCAUCGCCUCAGUCACAACCCAAUCUGGGCUGAAGCAGUUUGCGAACAAGUUCCACUGGGACCUUACGUCUUUUAUCCUGACAAACCGGUUCACAUACAGGUUUCUGUCAAUCACGUGAACUUCUCAGACCCAGCCUAUGUUCACGAGGCAGUGGUUGCUUGGGUUGAAGACAUCAUAGGGAACAAUUUCACAGUGUGUGUGACACAGGCUGGUAGAAACGAGAGGAGAAAUGGAGAAACGUUUGCCACAGUGGACUGGCUGGCAUACCAGGGAGCCCCUGACGGGGGAGUGUCGGGUGAAAUGGACAUGCCAACCUGGUGGACUGGGACGAGCUGUCGUACAGUGUCGCUACCCUCGGUGAGUUCAAUUUGUAGUAUUCUUAAGUUCAUUUGCAGUGUCUUUUAACUAAAUCAACAAUAGUACAUGAGAGAUAGGACUCUUACGGACCUGAAAAGAUACUAAAAUUCCCCAUGAACGUGAUUCCUAUAGGGUAUAAAGGAAGGAAAUGAUAAAGAAAAGGAGAUUUUCAUUUAUUUCUUAUUUGCGUCCUUUAGUAGACCUUCUAAUAAAAUAUAUUUUACAUAAAAUACUUUUUACCUACCAUAAACUUUAAAUUGUUGGAUUUUUAUAGCUGUCUUAAUAUCGCAUAUUUUAAGUAAUUCGAACAUGAUAUCACCGUUUCUUCUUUCUUGGAAAAUAUAACAAGAAUUCCGUUUUUAGGUUUUAAUUUUAUUAAAAAUGUAUUUGAAACCUUUUUCUAACAAUGUUCCCUCUGAUUGUUGUCAUCACAGAGAAAGUUUACUUCAGCGCCCACAGUCCUAGUGUCAGCGGAGCAUGUAAGACGCGGUGUAAAGCAUGAUGCUUCCUCUGUUUGGGUUGAAGAUAUCACGACAACCUCCUUCAAGAUCUGCGUCAGAGAGUUACAAAACUUUGACGGCGCUCAUGAAAGCAUUCAUAUUGUAAGCUGCUUCGUUUAUUUGUUAUGUGCACUUUUAACCACGGAAGUACGCACUUUAUGCGCAUUUGACGGUCUGGUGGUCCAAUUACCCUUUAUACAACACUUUUCUGCUGAGAAUGCACAAGUUUAGGCAAAAUAGGGCAUUAUUGAAAUUACGAAGAAUGUUGUUGGAAAUAAAAUUGCCUUUAGGGUUUGAAAACCUUUUGUGCUUGCAGAUUUGCCUUGAUAGUUUUAUAUUGAAAGUUACUGUUCGACUUUACCUCUUUUGCUUUGACCUUAAAAUUACAAUUUGUUUGGUGCAGCGCAUGUGUGAUGCGAUUGCCAGAAAAAAAGAAAAGAAAAGAAAACUAAGGGCGUUUUUUAAACUUACGUAGUAUCAACUUCCGUCUUACCCAAUUUUGAUGUUUUUUUUUUCAUAUAUAAAUUAUUUUAUACUCCCCCAACAUGAAGAUAGUAAUCUGUUAACCUGACAAUUAAUUUCUCCGUUGGCAGGAUUCAUCGACCUCUUUUCAGAGAGCAUGGUGCUAUUUACUUUUCCAACGUGAACAAGCCAUCUAAGGAUAUGAACUAUGCCUUUUGUAAGGUAUGUUCUCUCUUUUCUCCAGUGGAAUGACCUUUUCUCCAACCGAACUCCCCUCUAUUCGGUGACUCGCCCACUCACUUGCGCCUACUACCGUUCGAAUGCUUUCUGCUUGCGGUUUUUAUUCAUACGCUCUGUUAUCUUGGAUAUACACGAAGGUAAUUCCCAUGUUCAACUCCAAGACCCGCUUUGUACUGCAAUAACAAAAUUGUCAUUCUCCUACAGCUGGGAUGUCUUAAAUUUCCUUUGCGCUUUGAAAUGUUAAUUUCAAAAUCAAUUUUCGCUUUCUCACUUGUUUUUCCUUUCUUUUGUAAGGACGUUGUCUUCAAAAAGCAUUACAAUGAUUCUCCUGAAGUGCUGGUGUGUGCAAACCAUACAACAAGCGGAGGAAACCUUAAUCCAUUGUACAACUCCAUAUCAGCUUGGGCUGAGGUUAGAGGUUAUUUUGAAAUGAAAGAGCGAUUUUUCAAUCAAUAAGCGUUAUAAAUUUUCAUUUCAUUUUUUUCUAAACAAGGUCUUUACAUAGGGGCUUCGCGGUGUAGCAAGUGAGUGAGUGAGCAAGUUACCUCCCUCGCCCUCUGCUAUGGGGUUGCAGCUGUAUGAUAGCAACAGGUGUUAAUAAAACGCGGGAGCGCAGAUGGGGUCCAUUGCUUUUCUUACUGGUUUUCUUUCGUGUUGUCCUAAACAAAACAGCAAACAGAAAACGAAACAAAAAGUAAAGCAAACCGGCAAACGAAAAGACAGUGGAACCCGACCCCUAUAGGGCUUAGGCGAUGUCAAUACGAGCGUUUUUGACUCCGGCCGACAGUGACGUGACAGCUUUUAGCAGUCAGUUCUCUCUGAUUACUGCGUCUUUUCUCUGUCAGUACAUAAACAAGACCGGUUUUAGAGCCUGCGUGAAGGAGCUGUUUGUACAACAACAUGAUCCUCUGUCAGUAUCAUACGCAGUCUUACCAGGUGAGAAAACAUUGAAAUUCGGUUAUGAUGUCACUCAGCACUGUGCUGAUAACUGAUUAUGAAACUAUCUUCAAUAAAGUCCAUCCUGACUGGGUUAUGACAUGACAAGUAGGUCUUCAAUACAGUCGAGCAGACGGGCGAUCUUUUCUUUUCUUGUUGUUGUUUUUUUGGCAUAUAGCCACCGGAGGCUACAAAACUCCCUUGUUUUUGUGAGAGUAGUCAGUAUAUUUGGUACUUUCUUCAGAGCUGGAGAGAAGACUUUUUUCUUACUUAUUGCCAUUCAUUUUUGUGUUCUAAAGAUGUUUGUCCACCCGGAUGGAGCUUCUACAACGGUUCGUGUUACUUUACAUUGCGAAAAAUGUGA